AUGUUGCAGCAGAUCCUGCGCGACAUGUGGGUGGACCCGGAGAUCCUCGCAGAACUCGACGAGACGCAAAAGCAAACACUCUUCUGCAAAAUGCGUGAGGAACAGGUGCGUCGUUGGCAAGUGUGGGACGAAAAAGUGAGCAAGGAGGAAGUUGAAAGGCCCAAAUUUCAUGCGCCCGGUAAGAAGCAAGUGCAGUUCCUAAAAGGCGAGGAUGGUGAACCUUGGGUGUGGGUGAUGGGUGAACAUCCCAACGACCAGUCAAUCGAGGACAUUCUAGCGGAGGAAGCCCGGCAACGUGCAAUGACCCAGGCGCGGCAGGAAGCUCAUCAGCUCAGAAAGUCCGUUGAGAAGGAACUCACACAUCUCAUCGAGUACCAGCCUCUAGACACGUUAGAACAGAAAUUCGAUUUAUCACCUAAAAAUGUUGACUCUCUCGAAGACGCUUUAGACCUAUACUGCUCAGUGGACGAACUCCGAGCAAGAAUUGAAGAGUUGGAGCCCGAUGUUACGUCACCCAAGGAUCUAAAUAAGGCUGAUUACGACGACAGCAUCAAACUUGAUCUAACCAAAAACACAAUGCACUUUAAUUUUAUUGAAGGCAAGCGGGAAGUUAUAGAUGAGGCGGGCAUGUGCGGUGGCGUGGCGGAGGGCGUGGGGCCGCGCGUGGCGGCGUGGGAGCGGCGCGUGGCGGCGGCGCGCGCCGGCGACAUCCUGCGCGGCCUGCGCGCCCGCCGCGCCCGCACGCUGCGCGACGCGCACCGCUCCACGCACCACCUGGACGCCGUGUGGCGCGACCAGGAGCGCAAAGCUAAGGAAGCGGAAGCAGCUAUGAGACAGAUUGCACGAGCAGCUCGCGAGGCUCACCGUCUUAGCACAGAUAUCACACCGCCCCCAUGCCCUACGCAAGCGGGAAAACCUCCGAAUCGCGAGGCUGUAGUGGAAUGGUUCAAAACUCAAGAGCUCAAGAAAGGCGUCGGAAUGGAUGAAAAUAACAAACCAGUCGACUGGUUUCACGGCCUGAUCUCUCGGUCGGAAGCAGAACAACUGCUAAGCCCGUGCCCAGCGGGCAGCUUCCUAGUGCGCGUGUCGGAGCGCGUGUGGGGCUACGCAGUGUCGUACCGCGCGGAGACGCGCUGCAAGCACUACCUGGUGGAGGCGGAGCGCGGCUACCGCCUGCUCGGAGCCGCCAGCCGCGCGCACCGCUCGCUAGCUGACCUUAUUGCCUACCACAAGUCGGUCGCCAUCACAGAGAGUGGUGGCGAAUUACUCUCAACACCGUGCCCACCAGAACAGCCUCCAGUCUUCUAA
Molecule: messenger RNA, 1308 nt
Organism: Parnassius mnemosyne (clouded apollo)
Lineage: Eukaryota; Metazoa; Arthropoda; Insecta; Lepidoptera; Papilionidae
Source: the annotation of a GenBank genome assembly